CACAAACAUAUGUGAACUAUAAUUCGUUAAACGUUAAUUAUUAAGAAGAAGAAAACAUGGCCUCUGGAGGUUCAUCUUUUCACAAGGGAUCUGACAUGAUUCACGACUACAGUUGCUUUAAAUGUGAGGAAAAUGACCUGAACACUGAAGCCCAGCACUUCUGUCCACAGUGUGAACACUAUCUGUGUCAGAAGUGCGUAAAUAUUCACGGGGAUUAUUUCAAAAAGCAUGUUGUGUAUGGGCGUGGAGACAUUCAGAAGUGGGCGGGGUUCUCGAUGGACAGAUGUGCCCAUCAUGGUAAAGAGCUGGAGGUCCACUGUGAUGAUCACCAGGAACUUUGCUGCAGUGUUUGUGUGGCCCUUAACCAUAGGCUGUGUACCCGCAUCAGUCAUCUGCCUGACCUGGCCAGAGGCUUCCUGCAGACAGCAGAGUUCAUUCAGCUGCCAGCAGCAGUGUACAAGAUGAGGGACAGGCUUGACGAGCUAAAGAAUGACAGGAUAAAAGACCAAGCCUCACUGAAGGACUCAUUCAAAGACAUCAGUUCAGAAAUCAAGGCUUUCCGCAAAAAAAUAAACCAGAUCUUAGACAAACUUGAGAAAAAGACAAUUGAACAGUUGGAUAACAUGAUGGAAGAUUUCGAAAAGUCUAUAAAAGACGAUUUAGAAACCUUUGCCCUUAUGCAUGACCAACUGAGUACAAUGAUUGAGAAACUCCAGCAGAGUGCUGGCAAAAACAAGGAGAGCAGUUGUUACAUUGGAUUCAUAAAAUGUAAGUCUAAAUUGAGUGAAGCCAAAAGUAUCGUGCAAGAAAUACGGGAAAAAGAACGAAUGAAGUUUAAAUCUGAUGAAAUUGUGUUACCAUUUCUGAGAAAACUGAACAGCCUUGGAAAUGUUAAACAUGUUAGAAAAACUGAUAGUAUCCAUGUUUAUAAGGCUCAGAGUUCAAGUCAGUAUAAAGUUAAAAUAAAGAAGGACAAGAGCAUUUGCGAUAUUGUAGGCAUAUGUGAGUUGCCCACUGGAGAGGUGGUUAUUGCUGAUUAUAACAACAAGAGAGUAAAGCUUCUGAACAGACAGUAUGAGGUCAUUGAUCACUGUGAUCUGCAAGAUCCUCCUGAACAAUUGUGUCACAUCACAGGCAGUGAAGUAGCAGUAGCUGUAAAUGGCAUCUCUGUUACAUCAUAUGGGGUCCACUUCUUUACAGUGACUAAAGGGAAGCUACUGGCAGUGAGGAAGUUCACAACAGACCAUGAGAUCCACGCCAUUGCCCACCACCAGGGUAAGCUGUAUAUGGGCUCCCACUUUGACCUGCACCUGUACACUAUGGAUGGAAACAUCAUAAAGACGAUUUGUGAUGAGAAGUCUCCUUACCACAUAGUGCAUAGGUGUGCUGUCUCUCCUGAUGGGGAGAGAAUUUAUGUGAUAAAUCCAAAUACAUCUAAAUUGAUAACACUUGAUACAUCUGGUCACGUGCUAUCCACAGAAGACGAUUCUUAUCUUGAACGUCCAUAUGGACUAUGUGUCAGCCCAAGUGGUCACAUGUUUGUAUGUGGGCAGAGGUCUAACACUGUGGUACAGGUGGACAAAGAGGGGAGAAAGACUCUGGCCACAGUGGCCAGGAUGGCGCAUGGGUUGUGGAACCCUCGGUCAGUGUGGUUCAGUGAACAAACCUCCACCCUCAUUGUUGGGAAUUUCGAGGAUGACAGCAUUACUGUUGUCCAAUUGUGUUGAACUAUCAAUCAGAUUUUGGUAUGCAAAGAAAAUUCAAUGAAAGAUAUCUAGUAUUAUUGUUAAAUCUAUCAAGGAUGGCAUGUUUUCUUUCAUUUGUUGUAAAUAAAUUUUCAAUAACAUUUUACAUUAUUACUUUUACCAGUAUUGUACAGGAAUUGAAAAUAUUAUUUUGUGUCAGUAAUAAUGUAUGACGUGUAUGUUUCAAACAAUGACUGUUCUGUGAACUUAAAAUUUGUAAACAUGAACUCAUUUUAAACAUCAUGUAAUUUAAAUUGUGUCUGAUUGUCGUACUUCAGACACAUGUAUA
Molecule: messenger RNA, 2034 nt
Organism: Mya arenaria
Lineage: Eukaryota; Metazoa; Mollusca; Bivalvia; Myida; Myidae
Exons: 3
Coding region: 57-1727 (556 amino acids)
Biological process (GO): positive regulation of DNA-templated transcription
Cellular component (GO): nucleoplasm; chromatin
Molecular function (GO): ubiquitin-protein transferase activity; protein binding; zinc ion binding
Source: RefSeq, a predicted model, not a curated record